Rhipicephalus sanguineus (brown dog tick) is the source of this 3198-nucleotide messenger RNA. RefSeq names its product zinc finger protein 449-like. Gene Ontology annotation, molecular function: DNA-binding transcription factor activity; RNA polymerase II cis-regulatory region sequence-specific DNA binding. Lineage: Eukaryota; Metazoa; Arthropoda; Arachnida; Ixodida; Ixodidae. Bases 135 to 659 code for a protein of 174 amino acids. Gene Ontology annotation, biological process: regulation of transcription by RNA polymerase II. The transcript has 2 exons. The record is from RefSeq and is a predicted model, not a curated record.
AUUUUCCUUGCGCAGAGUCGGCUGCUGUGCAUCGUCGUCCUGACAAACCACGUGCUUGGGAUUGGGACCCUGAGAAGGAAAGGAAUCUGAAGCGUUGUCAUCUGUGUGGCUAUACCACGAUUUUCAUCCAGCACAUGCAGUAUCACCAAAGAAUCCAUACAGGCGAGCGCCCGUACAAGUGCCAAUACUGCAUCAAGGCCUUCAAGCAAGAGGCCCACCUCAAGAAGCACCUCCGCAUCCACACCGGCGAGAGACCUUACCAGUGCCAUCUCUGUCCCAUGAAUUUUCUAAAAAAGAAUUUACUUGUGAAGCACUUGGCAACACACAAUUUGAACAAGCUGGUUGCUGUGCCUCGCCUCCCAGGCCAAACACAUCCUCAGGGCCCUCACAAGGAAAUGUAUCCGAAGCGGCCUCUUGUGGGUGGCUACACCAGAGCUUACAACCGGCUAAUGGAGUAUCACCCGAGUAUACACACAGACGGGCGCCCGCACAAGUGCCACCACUGCAACAAGGCCUUCAGGCACUUGAGCCACCUGACCAGGCACAUCCGCAUCCACACCGGCGAGAGACCUUUCCAGUGCAACCUUUGUCCCAUGAAGUUUAAUCAAAAGAACAGCCUUAUGCGCCACUUGACAACCCACGGUGGCAAGAGCACUUAAUUGUGCGUGAUGGUGUUUGCUCUUGUACAGAACAUAAUGGCAAUAUCUGAGAAGUCAAGUAAUGCUUGGAGAGCUGAACUAGUUGGUACGUAUUUAUGCUAAAAGACUGGGCGUGCGAACACUGACACGAGAGAGAAGUCAAGACACGACAAGAAAGUUGUUAGUCGGCGUUUGUAGUGUCUUGACUUCUCUCUUGUGUCCGUGUUUGCGCGCCCAGUCUUUUAGCAUGUCAAGCAAUGUGUGUAUCUCAUUUCUUAACAUGAGUUGGCAGGCUAGAGAGGCUAAUGUAGGGAGUAGGUGGCAACACGUGCUGUAAUGAAAUGUGUCGUUCGUCCACGAAACAAGCAACUGUAGUGACCAGAGUUGCCAGAUGCUGCUGAUCUAACAGGCAAAUAAUCAUUCCAAAGGAAGUUCGAAAAAAGGGGCAUGACCUUUGCUAUGAAGCCCAAAAAAAGCAGUUUUAGGAAAUUUUCUCAUUCUUGGAGAUACUUUCAAUUUUAGUGAAAAAGUCACUCGUCGAAUUGAAUGUAACAAAAUCAAAAAUUUUUUUAAGAGCGAAAAUAUGCACAACUAUGAAGAGAAGCACAUAUUUACUUUUUAACAUACUCUCCAGGGUAGUAACCACUUAGUUCUUGUACAUUUGCCAGUUCCCAGUGUGUAAAUAAUGUUACUCCUUCUCUCCCCCAACGUAUUUUUUAUUUAAACACUCAAUAACACUAUGUCAUCAACAAAUGCAGUGUUAGUGAAUGAUAUGCACUCUACUAGUGAACGAGACGAGAACUAAAGUAACAAAUAUGCCCAAGAAACGCAACCAACGACUGAAGAAUUCUACAAGCAAUUUGGUCAAAAAAGAAGUCCCAAUCCGCUUAUAAUAAGCUGAAGUGGCAAAGCUGGUAGUGAUGCACAUGCUACCAGGAAAAGUACAAACAGGAUUCAAUGCUUCUUAGAUUUUGUUAUGACUGUUAAAACUUAUGACUAUAUGUAUGCAUAUGGCUACAAGUACUGUUUCUCUGAUUGUGUUUUUCAUCGAGCGGCCGUGCUCUGAUGCAUAGGAUUGCAUCACUGUAGCCCCUUCUGUUUUGCUUUAAAACCCAAUUCACUUCAUUCUUCAUGUAUACCUUGUUCCUGAGAAUUACUAGUUUUACAACUUCAUUCGAGAGCCCAUGCCCACUUGUUUUACAGCAAAGCUGUCUUUGUCUACCCUGUGCCAUUACUGUCGUUGUAGUAGUAGUAGUAGUACUAGUAGUAGUAGUAGUAGUAGUAGUAGAAGUAGUAGUAGUAGUGGUGGUGGUGACACACGGGUCAUGUGACCAGAGGGGCGAGUGUAUAAAAAGUAAAACUAAAGGAUGAUGAUGCUGAAUGAUGAUCAUGAUGGUCAAGAUGACGAUGAUGCUCGAUCACAUACACUCGCUCGCUUACAGCUUUGCUGUCCUGUGAUUUUCAAUGCAUGGAACUAGCUGCAGUUUUUUCUGUGAUGUCUUACCUGAAUUAGUGAGCUUAGUUAUGGUUUGCUUCAAGUGUAGGCAGAUGUUUUGUGGUUCGCUGUCUUCUCUGUGUUAUUCAGUAGCUUGCAGAAUGUUUUAACAUAAAAAGUUCUGCAUUUUUCUCUGCCUCAGUUUGUGUCUUGGCAACAUUUCAACUAAGAUGCUGUCAAGAAGAGAUCUGUUCCUAUAUCUAAAGUAGUCGUAUUCCGCGAUAUGUAAGUGUAGCACACCUAUUGUUAUUGUCCAUGCCAAGCACAGUCCAGGUCUGUACUGUGAUUGAAGCAUAGCUUGAUUUCACUCCACUGAAUAUGUGUGGCCUUGUUUCACACCCUUAGUCAAACACUUGAGAUUUGAGGGAGAGGUAGCCUUGGAGAUAUGUUACAUAGCAGUUGUUUCUCUGUAUCGUUACCGUGAUCAUGUGUUGCAUUGACAUUAUUGUAUUCUCAGUGCUGCAUAUAUGUUUCAGUAAAAAUGUAUUGGUGCCAUUCAUUGUUUCGUCACAUUAUUUCAUUGAAACAGAUCAUUACAAGAGGCCAGUACAGAAGUGAGUUCGCCACUGUUUAAUACUACACAGGGUGCUCAUUGGCUGUUUUUUUCACUCCCUUUAAUACGUGCACUGUAUGUAUGUAUAAAAUGUAUGUGUUGUAUCAAAAUGAAACCCGCCUCAAUCACACUUUUCUGUGACUGACAGAUCGCUUUGAGAAUCGAAUGUGGGCACGUAGAUGUCGUCUAGGUUAAAGUGAAUUCUUGGGGACAAAUUUGUAACAUCGUUUACGCCACAGAUUCUAAUGUUUGGGCUCGCUAUGUCAAAAUUCUCAUACUCUAUCUGCGUAAGGCAUCACCAGCCACUAACAGUGUCGUCUCCCAUAGAGGAACGCUAUGCACUCCCGCUGUUUCUUUACGACAUAUGGCAGGCAAAAAAAAGUAUUUAUUGGCUGCUGCUUCCUUUUUUGCUAGUGUCACCGUAGUCAAAGCACCAUACAAAUGUGGAGAUAACCAUUACCUGAAUUGAAAAUGUGCACACAUUUUCUGGUACUUUCGGUAAACCACCAGCG